AUGAGUUCAAAAAUACACUCAGUUGAUGUGGAAAAAGAUGCUUUCUCAAAUGCUAUUCCUGAGAUUGAAAUUCUGAAGAGAAGAAAGAAAGAAGAAAUAGAGAAACAACAAGUUCUUGAAAUACAGGAACUUGAAAAAGCAAGCAAGAUUCUUGGAAAGCAGUGUCUGAGUGAGAUGAAUGAAGAAGUUCUGUUAAUUCUUCAUGCUCAGGCCAGACAACUACAGGAGAUGAUCAAGUUCAAACUUGAAAUCUCAAACACAGUUCAAAAAACCUUGAAAAUUCCUAGUACAAUCACUGACUCUUCAUCUUACUCUUCUUCUUCCUUUCUUCCUACUUCUUCUUCUUCUUUGAAUCAGAAGAAAACAUAUGCUCAAGCAGCUGAAUCUGCUGUCUCUAAACCUGCUGUCUCAAAAUCUGCUCAAAAUCCUGAGAAAACUGAGAAGAAUACUGCUCAUGUCUCUAUUCAUAGAAAAGUGGAAAAGAAAAUGUAA
Blastomyces dermatitidis ER-3 is the source of this 492-nucleotide messenger RNA. RefSeq lists its product as uncharacterized. NCBI's taxonomy places the organism in Eukaryota, Fungi, Ascomycota, Eurotiomycetes, Onygenales, Ajellomycetaceae. The record is from RefSeq and is a predicted model, not a curated record. The coding region runs from base 1 to 492 and encodes 163 amino acids. The transcript has a single exon.